AUGGCAGCUAAUUUCUUCAGCAAUAAGGCUCGCGCCGCAGCCGCAUCCAGCAGUUCAAAGCAGAAGCCCACAGAAGGAAAAGAAGAGCAAUCGCGACAGCAACCAUGGGUUGAGAAAUACCGUCCUAAAACAUUAGACGAUGUCGCGGCGCAGGAUCACACAACAAAGGUGCUCCAGCGGACACUGCAAGCUUCCAACCUCCCUCACAUGCUCUUCUACGGCCCUCCAGGAACCGGAAAGACAUCUACAAUCCUCGCCCUCGCCAAAUCACUCUUCGGCCCUGCCCUCUACCGCUCCCGUAUCCUCGAACUAAACGCCUCAGACGAACGUGGAAUUGGAAUCGUGCGUGAAAAAGUAAAAGGCUUUGCCCGUGUCCAACUCAGCCACCCUACCGGACUAGAUGCAGAAUACUUCGAAAAAUACCCGUGCCCUCCGUUCAAGAUCAUCAUCCUCGAUGAAGCAGACAGCAUGACCCAGGAUGCGCAGUCUGCUCUCCGUCGCACAAUGGAACAGUACAGUCGGAUAACGCGCUUCUGUCUGGUCUGCAACUAUGUCACACGUAUUAUUGAGCCGCUCGCCAGUCGAUGCAGCAAGUUCCGCUUCAAGCCGCUGGAUAACUCGGCUGCUGGUGAUAGGCUGGCGCAGAUUGCGCAGACGGAGAACCUGUCGCUUGAGGAUGGGGUUGUGGACAAAUUGAUAUCGUGCAGUGAUGGUGAUUUGCGACGUGCUAUUACGUAUAUGCAAAGUGCGGCUAGGCUGGUAGGAGCGGCCAAGGGAGCAAAUGACGGGGCUGAGGAUGAGGAGAUGAAGGACCAGGGGUCCGAUGUGAUUACCGUGAGGAGUAUCGAGGAGAUUGCGGGUGUUGUUCCAGAGAGUGUUUUGGAUGGGUUGAUUCAGUCAUUGCAACCGAAGAAGAUUGGCUCUCCCUAUGAAGCUGUUUCGAAGGUGGUUACGGAUAUUGUGGCUGAUGGCUGGAGUGCUACACAAGUCCUUCUACAGCUGUAUCGGCGAAUGGUCUACAAUGACACUAUACCCGAUAUCCAGAAGAACAAGAUCGUACUUGUUUUCUCUGAAAUCGACAAGCGGCUGGUGGAUGGUGCUGAUGAGCAUCUGUCGAUUCUGGAUGUUGCUCUGAAGCUCUCCGGUAUCCUUGGUGGGUCAUAA
Messenger RNA from Aspergillus mulundensis, 1164 nucleotides. Its product is annotated as replication factor C subunit 2. Gene Ontology annotation, molecular function: ATP binding; DNA binding; ATP hydrolysis activity. Gene Ontology annotation, cellular component: DNA replication factor C complex; nucleus. Gene Ontology annotation, biological process: DNA repair; DNA-templated DNA replication. The record is from RefSeq and is a predicted model, not a curated record. Bases 1 to 1164 code for a protein of 387 amino acids. The transcript is spliced from 4 exons. NCBI's taxonomy places the organism in Eukaryota, Fungi, Ascomycota, Eurotiomycetes, Eurotiales, Aspergillaceae.